AUGGACAGCAUUGCAUACCAGGAAACCCUGGACGAUCUCAGAGAGAGCAUUUUGCCGAUGUGGCCGCAAGGUGUCGCAGCCGAAGAGAGCAAGCGUGAUUACUGGCGCGUCCGGUUCGGGGGAAGCCCUUGGACCUGUGUUGGCGCAGAUGCCAUUCUGUGCGGCGUCUGCAUAAUUUGUUUUUCUAUGACGCUAACGGACAUGCGUAUUCAGAGCACAGAGACUCGUGUGUCGCUUGUUCGUGGUCUUGGCACGACAGGGAUACUCGUACCUAACCACGGUCCAAACGGCAUGCGCAAGCAGUUGGCACAAACCCUGCGACCAUUAUUUCCGCGCAAAGUCCAAUCAUUUGGCGCGAAUGAAGAUGGCGUCCACAUCAUUGAGGUCAAACGAGAUGGUCUUCGCUCGCGGGAGAUGAGCAAGAAUAUAUUCCACGCGUGUAUGCUGCGGGAGUUCAAUCACCUUGGCUACAAGCUGGACGGGAGCGUGCAGCUAGGAAAGAAGGGCCCGCUGGGGUUCGGUUCGCGUAGAGAAGCUUGGAUAUUCCGGAGCAUCAUACGACGGCAGGAAGUCCGGCUGAAGGAAUGA
Messenger RNA from Postia placenta MAD-698-R-SB12, 588 nucleotides. RefSeq lists its product as hypothetical. Bases 1 to 588 code for a protein of 195 amino acids. The record is from RefSeq and is a predicted model, not a curated record. The transcript has 4 exons. NCBI's taxonomy places the organism in Eukaryota, Fungi, Basidiomycota, Agaricomycetes, Polyporales, Adustoporiaceae.